Molecule: messenger RNA, 650 nt
Organism: Cydia splendana
Lineage: Eukaryota; Metazoa; Arthropoda; Insecta; Lepidoptera; Tortricidae
Exons: 6
Coding region: 1-552 (183 amino acids)
Source: RefSeq, a predicted model, not a curated record
AUGGCCGCCUGCAACUCCAAGGAUUUCCCGAUCGCAAACGUGCAGUGCCAGUACGACUCCCCGGACGAGAGACCGGAGCAGACAGACCACACCUAUGACACGCGAGACGAACCGCCAGCCUUCAUCAUACACCAGCCGGUACAGCUUCAGGCGUCGGCGGCGCCGUACGUGGAGGUGACGCCGAGCCAGAAGAUAUACCCUGCAGUCAACGUCAUACACGUCGGGGAGAAUAAUAGGCGACAACAACAAACACAUCAAUCUGAAUACAUAAACAUCAACAAACGCAUCCGCCGCAGCGAAGUGGUGCUGCGACAGGCCGCAGACUGCGUCAGUCGCGGACUCACCUUCCAGACAGUGUCGCACCAGUUCAACAUACCCAUAUCUACUAUACGAUUCUUUAUGGCGAGAAAAGGAAUCCUACCACAGAGGAGACGCGGACGCAGUACAGUGACCCCGCGCCCCUGCUCGAGUCCGGAGCCUCCAUACCACAUGCAGCACUACAAACUGCCCGACAUGGUCGCGCUGCGGGACAGCGAGAACUCCAACGAGUAACGCCGCUCGUCCACAGAUGGCGCUGUUGUCAAACUACAGGUAUCUGCCGAAGCGAGAAUUCCCGCGAGUAACGUCACUUGUCCAUAGAUGGCGCUGUA